GUUCUUGACUUGGUUAUUUCUUGUGUUUGUAAGGGAGCUCUUGAUCAGGACUCCUCAGGGGCUACGAGACCAAGUUCAUAGCCAAGGAGAGCAGGGACUUAAAAUGGACUGGCUUCUGGUUGAUCUCGCAAAAGCAGCAGAUGCAUGGUCCAUCCUCCCCUUUAGUUCUCCUGCCAAAAAGCGAGGCACAGAGCAACAGAGUGGAUGAAAGCUGCCUGUGUCCAUAGUCUGAGCAAGUCACUCGUCUCAGUGCUUGGAGAAAUUGUGAAAUGGCCUGUGUGAACAGGAGGGUCAUAUUGAUGGGCAUGCAGUAUGUGCCCAUGGGACCUCUAGCUGAUUCCCAUUCCACUCUUCAUGCCUCUUCUAUUUUGGAGCCUGAUGGAUUACCUAACGCCCACCUCCUUCUAUGACAUCGAUUACGGGAUGUCAGAGCCCUGCCAGAAGACCAACGUGAAGCAGGUGGCAGCCCAGCUCCUUCCCCCACUCUACUCGCUGGUGUUCAUCUUUGGCUUUGUGGGAAACCUGCUGGUCAUCCUCACCCUGGUCAGCUGCAAGAAGCUCAAGAGCAUGACUGACAUCUACCUGCUCAACCUGGCCGUGUCCGACCUGAUGUUCCUGUUGACGCUCCCUCUGUGGGCUCACUACGCCUCAGCCCAGUGGGACUUUGGAAACACGAUAUGCCAGCUUACGACCAGCGUCUAUCUCAUCGGCUUCUUCUCCGGCAUUUUCUUUAUCAUCCUCCUGACCAUCGACAGGUACCUGGCCAUCGUGCACGCUGUGUUUGCUUUAAAAGCCAGGACAGUCAUCUUUGGGGUGGUGACCAGCGGGGUCACCUGGGUGGUGGCAAUCCUAGCAUCUCUUCCAACCACUAUCUUCACCAGAUCUCAAAAAGAAGGUAUGCGGUAUACAUGCAGCUCUCACUUUCCACCCAGUCAGUAUCAUUUCUGGAAGAACUUCCAUACAUUGCAGAUGACCAUCCUAGGCCUGAUCCUGCCCCUGCUUGUCAUGGUCAUCUGCUACUCGGGGAUCCUGAGGACCCUGCUUCGCUGUCGCAAUGAGAAGAGGCGGCACCGGGCUGUGCGGCUCAUCUUUGCCAUCAUGAUUGUCUAUUUCCUCUUCUGGACUCCCUAUAACAUCGUCCUCCUCCUGAACAACUUCCAGGAGGCCUUCGGUCUAAACAACUGUGAGAGCAGCAACCAACUGGACCAAGCCAUGCAGGUGACAGAGACACUGGCCAUGACACACUGCUGCAUCAACCCAGUGAUCUAUGCCUUCGUUGGGGAGAAGUUCCGCAGGUACCUCUCGCUGUUUUUCCAGAAACACAUCGGCAAACGCUUCUGCAAACACUGCCUGUUCUUCCAGUGUGAGACUCCUGAACGAGCCAACUCAGCUUACACCCGAUCCACUGGGGAGCAGGACCCCUCCACUGGCCUGUGAGCAGGACUGGGUUACACGUGCCACCCAAGACACAUUCUGGGCUGGAGAGCAGUUCAUUUAGAAAGGAAAUUACUGUCAUGGAGGAGCCCAAGUGGUAUCCAUCUACCCGACAUCUGUUUGAAUUAUGCUAGGUCUUUUAUGCCCAUCCAUUCUCAAAAGCGAAAGCAAUGUAUAUUGAUGAACUGCCCACCACUCCACACACAAGUCAUGGACCAGCUCUUCCCUGCCAAGUUUAUUACAAAAUAUACCUCCAAGAGCUGCUGGGUCCUGAGCUUGGCGAUCUGAGCAGCCAAGAAAAUGAAUCCAGAAAUAACAUUGUACAGCAUCUUGGCUGUGCAAGACAGCACAGGGGUGGGGAGAAAAGGCAUGACAGGGGUUAGUGAAGAAGGUGUUUUUCCCUUCCCAGGCAAGGUCAGCAGGUUCCACAGCUUUCAGUGUCCCAGAUGCUGGAGGAGAAGAGGCUGUAGGCACUGCAUGGGCAAAGCUCACUGGUGGGCAGACCCCGUGGCUGCCUCGGGGAUCUGCCAGCCUCAUGAUCAUGACGGGCACAGCAGAUAGUGUUGCAGAAAGCCUACACCACACAGCUGAAAAGUCACCCCAAAAGGUGAACUAUGAGGGCAAGAAUCGGGCCAAAGAGAAGACAGCCUUUCUCUAAGACAAGUACCCUGGCCACAGCAAGGAGGUGGGCUCCAGAGUGCUCCAGAGUUGGCAGGAUGUGGGGUGGGUUUGACAGAAAGGGAGAUUAAAAGUCAGAAUGAACCCUUAACUUCAAAAGCCCCUUGAAGCUGGCCUUGGAGAAGAGAUCAAAUCCAAAAUGAAGAGCAGGGGCUGGUGUUGGCCGAGGUGGCUAGUUCUCUGAGCUUGAGCACUGGCCACCUCUCCGAAGGCUCUGGCCUUCCCAGCAGUCCUUGCCAGCCUAGCGGAAUGAACAGGUCUCUCCAGGAGGUUUGCAAACACUAGAUGUAUGAGCACGGAGCUCCGGCUUAGAACAGCUGCAGAUCCCAGAUGCCAGUCAAAAUGGGGUGAGGGGCAGGGGAAGAUGAGCUAUGUGGGUAAGUAAAAUCCAGAAUUCUGGUAAAGUUUUGAACAGAGGGGCCCCAAAGACGGGAAGCCAGAAUGACUAAAAUUGGGCCUUCCCUAGGGUCACAAUGCUUAAAGGUGUCAUUUUCUGGGUUGAACCACCGAUAGUCAAGGGGGAGAAGUAGCAUAUUCAUUCAGAAACAGCAAUUCACCAGCUGAGGCUGGUGGGGGGGAGGGUGGGACUCCAGGAAUCUUUCAGAGGCUUUGUCCUACAAACCCCCAACACUAAGGGAUCUGUUCAUUUCAGAGAAGUGCUAGCAUGCUUUCAUUUUCUUACUGCUGUUAGGAUUUGGGUCUUGAGUUUGGUUUUCCCUCCCCUUCCCCCAGUUGCUUCUUACCUCAUUUUGUGCACACCUGAACUUGUUUUGAAUUUGGGAGUGGCAGGUGAGGAAGCACCAAAGAAGUGAGAAUCUCUCGGGGGCUUAAGGUGUCAGAAUUGUAAGAGGUACUACUAAUUUUUCUCAAGAUCUGACUCUGAAUCAUGUACCCUGUGGCUGUCAACAGGAAGCAAUGGAUGGAAGUGAUCCAGCCCCAUGGGUCAAGUUCAAAAAUGUUCAGCCGUGUGUGUGUGUGUGUGUGUAUGUGUGUUCUCCUAUGGUGUAGAAAGUCACAAGUUGCUGGGAAGAAAAUACUCAGCUAAUAAAUUGCCUUCUAAAGCGUU
This is a messenger RNA of Ochotona curzoniae (black-lipped pika), 3178 nucleotides long. RefSeq names its product C-C chemokine receptor type 5-like. Gene Ontology annotation, cellular component: cytoplasm; membrane. The transcript is spliced from 2 exons. The record is from RefSeq and is a predicted model, not a curated record. Gene Ontology annotation, molecular function: C-C chemokine receptor activity; chemokine (C-C motif) ligand 5 binding. Bases 355 to 1437 code for a protein of 360 amino acids. Lineage: Eukaryota; Metazoa; Chordata; Mammalia; Lagomorpha; Ochotonidae. Gene Ontology annotation, biological process: G protein-coupled receptor signaling pathway; inflammatory response; chemotaxis.